GCAAGGUAAAAAUUGUAUAGGCAGUAGACUUUAAUGAUAAUAUUUUCUCUCUUUUCUUAUGCUGGUAUUUACGCUGGAUGCCAUGACUUAAUUAUCACUCCCUACCAGCAAGUAUUGCAAUCAAGCCAUGCAUAUCAAGUAAAAUCAAAUUUAACAUAUACAGUACUUCCAUGUAUAUAAAUGUAAGUAUUGUAGUUCAUAACUGCUACUGUAUUUCAAAUCAGUUGUGACAUAUUUCACCUCUUCAGCCAGUAUACGCAAUUUUGUAUUGUUAUACAGUUUCAGGCAUGCGCACUCACCCCAGGAUGUGUUGCAUAUCUGCUUAGUCCAGUCAAACCCACAUUGUCUCCUCUGAUUGGCCAGAGCCAUUCGUCUGUACCGUUGUUUUACUGCCCACCCGGUGUCACCAUCCAGGUCCAAAGAUCACUUUUUUGUUUACCCAAGCGGUUAGCAGGGAGGCUCACCCAGAAACCCCGUUCUUCCUUUUCGAACCUGAAACCUCAACUGGUAGCUUGUCUCACACCACCUGCUCCAUCCUGUGUGUCUUUCAUCCGGUUGUGGGGUUCAACAGAACCGCCUGGUUUUCUACACUGUUCCAGAAACUGAAGUGUUUAAGUCCAAACUGAGUGCAGACAAGGACCAGCCUUUGUUCGAGACUGAGUCCAGAUAAGUUUUUCUUUCUUUCGGCCAUGUUUCUGUAAAUGUGGAAGACCCUAAAGGACACCAGUCUUAUUAUUGUUUAAGUUGUACAAUAUGAAGAAACAGAGAUAAAAUGGGAUCAGUGGUGUCCUACUUUGAUCAGCUGUGUGGGCAGCAGCAAAAGAAAGAGGAGGAGAGAUGCUUACGAGCCAAUGACAGACCUUUCAACCUGUCCUACCACUAUGCUAAUAAUGCCAUUAAGACCUCCAAAUACAACAUCUUCACCUUCCUGCCACUCAACCUUUUCGAGCAGUUUAGGAGGCUCGCCAACAGCUACUUCCUCUUCCUCUUUAUACUUCAAGUGAAACUUCAGCCCAGUCUGAGGUUCUGGGCACUCUGGAGAAGGUUUUCAUCCAGGAUAUCCCUGUACUUGGCCGCAUUCAUCUUUCCUUCAACUGGAACCAGUCGUCCUGUCCCUGCAGCUGAAAAACACCCCCACAGCAUGAUGCUGCCACCACCAUGCUUCACUGUUGGAACUGUUGGACAGCUCAUCCCACAAAUUGCCUCACUCUCCUGGUUCACCACAGCCGUCCCUCUCGUUUUGGUGCUCUCUAUAACAGCGGUCAAAGAUGCCACCGAUGACAUUAACAGGCACAAAAGUGACAAACAAGUGAACAACCGCAAAGUCAGCGUCCUCAUCGAUGGAGAACUUCAAAAUGAAAAAUGGAUGAAUGUUCAGGUUGGAGAUGUCAUUAAACUGGAGAAUAACCAGUUUGUUACAGCAGACCUUCUUUUGCUCUCGAGCAGUGAGCCUUUAAAUCUGGUGUAUGUGGAAACAGCAGAACUAGAUGGUGAAACCAAUCUGAAGGUGAAACAGGCACUGACUGUCACUGGAGAGAUGGGGGACAGCAUUGAAGCACUGGCCAGCUUCAAUGGCAAAGUCAGAUGCGAACCCCCAAACAACCGCCUGGACAAAUUUAAUGGGACACUCACAGUAGAUGGUCAUACGUACUCUUUGGAUAAUGACAAAGUUCUUCUUCGUGGAUGCACUUUGAGAAACACUGAGUGGUGCUUUGGACUGGUUAUCUUUGGAGGUCCGGACACAAAGUUGAUGCAGAACAGCGGAAAGACAACGUUCAAACGCACAAGCGUUGAUCACCUCAUGAAUGUCUUGGUGCUUUGUAUCUUUGGCUUCCUGGCGUCCAUGUGCGCCGUUCUUACCAUUGGCAAUGCAGUCUGGGAGAUGAAGGAAGGCUCGGGGUUCACUGUGUUCCUCCCUCGGGAACCCGGUGUCGAUGCUCCUCUCUCAUCAUUCCUCGCCUUCUGGUCUUACGUCAUCGUCCUCAACACGGUGGUGCCUAUAUCUCUCUACGUCAGUGUGGAGAUCAUCCGUCUUGGAAAUAGUUUCUACAUUGACUGGGAUAGGAAAAUGUAUUACCCGAAGAAGGAUACUCCUGCUCAGGCGAGGACCACCACUCUGAAUGAGGAGCUGGGUCAGAUCAAAUAUAUUUUCAGUGACAAGACAGGCACCCUGACGCAAAACAUCAUGGCGUUCAAUAAGUGUUCGAUCAAUGGCAAAAAUUAUGGCGAACUGUUAGACUAUUCAGGACAAAGGAUGGAAAUAACAGAGAAGACACCAAGGGUCGACUUCUCGUGGAACCAGCUGGCCGAUCCGAAGUUCAUUUUCCAUGACCACAGUUUGGCGGAAACUGUCAGGGAGGGAAACUUGGAGGCUCAGGCCUUCUUCCGUUUGUUGGCCCUGUGCCACACUGUGAUGCCUGAGGAAAAGAAAGAGGGGGAGCUUUACUACCAGGCUCAGUCCCCUGAUGAAGGUGCUCUGGUGACUGCUGCUAGAAACUUCGGAUUUGUGUUCCGUUCACGCACACCAGAGACCAUCACAGUCGUGGAGAUGGGCGAACAAGUCAUCUAUGAACUUUUGGCUGUUUUAGACUUCAAUAAUGUGCGCAAAAGGAUGUCUGUCAUAGUUCGUAACCCUGAGGGGAAGUUGACUCUAUACUGCAAAGGAGCAGACACCAUCAUCUAUGAGAGGCUUCAUUCCUCCUGUAACAAACUAAUGGGGGUCACCACCGGACAUCUCAACGAGUAUGCAGGCGAGGGUCUCCGCACAUUGGUUCUAGCUAACAGGCAUUUGGAUGAGCACUAUAUUAAGGAGUGGAUGCAGCGUCACCAUGAGGCCAGCACCGCCAUUGAUGGAAGAGAGGAGAAACUUGAUGGAUUGUAUGAAGAGAUUGAAAAAGACUUGUUGCUUCUGGGAGCAACGGCUGUUGAAGACAAGUUGCAGGAUGGUGUCCCACAGACAAUAGAACAGCUGGUUAGAGCUGGCAUAAAUAUCUGGGUGUUGACCGGAGAUAAACAGGAGACGGCUGAGAAUAUCGGGUAUUCCUGCAACAUGUUGCGAGAGGAGAUGAAGGAUGUGUUCAUCGUGUCAGCAAAUUCAGAGGAAGGAGUGAAAGAGGAGCUAGUGGGUGCAAGAAGGAAAAUGUGUCCAACAGCAGCAGAGGCACCAACUGUCUUCAAAGCUCGUGCAGGCUUCUUCUGGCUUCAGAAGACAGAAACUGUUCAUGAUGACAAAGUGAAUGGAGAAUAUGCCCUUGUUAUCAAUGGACACAGUCUGGCCUUUGCCUUGGAGAAAGAUUUGGAGUUGGAACUGUUGAGGACAGCAUGUAUGUGCCAAACUGUGAUUUGCUGUAGGGUCACUCCACUACAGAAAGCCCAGGUUGUUGAACUGAUUAAGAAAUACAAACAGGCGGUCACUCUGGCCAUUGGGGAUGGCGCCAAUGAUGUCAGCAUGAUCAAGGCUGCACAUAUCGGUGUUGGUAUCAGUGGUCAGGAGGGCAUGCAGGCUGUUCUGUCCAGCGACUUCUCCUUUGCCCAGUUCCGCUAUCUGCAGCGUCUCCUGCUGGUGCACGGGCGCUGGUCCUAUCUGCGCAUGUGCAAGUUUCUACAGUAUUUCUUUUACAAGAAUUUUACCUUCACCUUCGUGCAUUUCUGGUAUGCCUUCUUCUGUGGGUUUUCAGCACAGACCGUAUAUGAUGAGUGGUUCAUCACCAUGUACAACCUAGUGUACACAGCUCUCCCUGUCCUAGGCAUGAGUCUUUUUGACCAGGAUGUAAAUGAUCGCUGGAGUUUCCAGUAUCCUAAGCUCUACUCACCGGGGCCUCUGAAUGUUUACUUUAAUAAGAAGCUGUUUGUCCGCUGCAUGAUCCACAGUUGCUACAGCUCCCUCAUCCUCUUCUUCAUCCCAUGGGCGGCUAUGCACGACACAGUCCGAGAUGACGGAAAAGACAUUGCGGAUUAUCAGUCCUUUGCUUUACUGGCACAAACGUGUUUGCUUAUUGUGGUCAACAUCCAGCUGUGUCUUGACACCCAUUACUGGACAGCUGUGAACCAGUUCUUCGUGUGGGGAAGCCUUGCAGUCUACUUUGCUACCACGUUUACCAUGUACAGCAACGGCAUGUUCCUCAUCUUCACCUCCACAUUCCCAUUCAUUGGUACAGCGAGGAACUCGCUGAACCAGCCUAAUGUAUGGCUGAUUAUACUCUUAACAACACUCCUCUGUAGUCUGCCAGUGGUGGCUUUCCGUUUCAUUGUCAUUCAGCUUCAUCCCACAGUCAAUGACAAGGUGAGACAAAAGGUACGUAAGGAGGCCCUGCCAGCUCCAGCUCCUCGUCGUCCACCGGUCAGGCGAAUCAGCACCAGGCGAUCGGGCUACGCUUUCUCUCACGCUCAAGGUUACGGCGACCUGGUGACAUCCCGAAGAUUCCUGCUGAAGCGUCCUCUAAAGAGUCGGCCCACUUUGUUCCAACAAACAGACUCUCCUCUGGCACAGGACCAGCCACAACACUAUCGCAACAUCACGGAGGAGCCGGAGCAGCCAGUGCACUACUAGUUCAAAAGUACAAACUCAAUAAGGUUUCAUUGCAGGGUUCAUGAUCAAGAGGAAGAUUGCUGCAUGAAUGGGCUCUUAAACAAACUGUUAUACAGUAUAUACAUGUAUACUGUACGUAUACAUAUACUAAUGCUGUUCCUACUUAAAUAAUUUAAGUGUAAAAAGGGGGAGCAUGGGAUUUUUGUUUUUCCUUAAAAGGAAAGCCUGGUUGGCUUGAAGUCUAAAUUCAGGUUUCGUUGGUGUUGAAUUACUUUUGCUGGUUAUCAAGUUUUGAAACUGACUAAAUUAUGUCACAAAUCUUAAUAAACUGAAAAGAAAUGUUACAACUCCUCAAUCAUUAUGAAUCCAUAUUAAUUUUACUGACUACUUUAUUAGGUACACCUGCCCAAUCUGUUGUAAAUAAAAAUGCAAAAUCUUUCUAAAAUAUAAACCAUUUGCCAAGAUAAUUUUGACAAACAUCUUCAGAAAAUGUAUUAUUUAAACUAUAUCUUUAUCAGGCAGCAUGGUGCAGAUGUGGUAAGCACAUCUGCCUCUCAGCUAAGAGGUCAUGGGUUUGAAUCUCGGACCAAUGUGAUGUUUGCGUGUUCUUACCAUGGUUGUUGGGGUUUUAUCCAGAUGCUUCAGCUUCCGCCCACAUUCCAAAAACAUGCAAAUUAGGUUAAUUAAAGAGUCUAAAUUGUCCAUACGUGAGAAUAUGAGUGUGAAUGGUUGUCUGUUUUAUAUCUGCCCUGUGAUUGGCUGGCGACUAGACCAGGGUGUAACCCUCCUCUCGCACAAAGUUAACUGGGAUAGGCUCCAGCAAACUAAAUCAAAUUAAUGAAUGGAUGACUCAUUUUCAUUUUGGAUGCAGAUUUUUUUCAUUGAAUCACAAUAAAGUUUACAUGUGUAUCUAAUGUUGUAGCAAUUGGACAACAGCUGCAUGGAUAAAUCAAGAGAAUUUAAGCCGCUGAGGUGAACUAUUAGCUGAGUAGCUUACUCUGAGGUUUGGGAAACUGAAGUAAUUUAAUUGUCUCAGUCAAAUACAUAUUGCAAUGUACAUUUCAUAUUAUUUUCACAUAUCAUGUGUUCUGUGGUUUAUAGUUCAUUUUGACUAACUAGGGUAUGAAUUAAAAUUUCGCAUCAAUUUGAUUAUUAAUUUUGUUUUUUUAUGUAUUGAAUUGCAAGUGGUAGAAGAUGGAUGGAUGAAUUGCCAUUCUCCCAGGUGUAAUUUAAAAUGCAUUUGCAAGUUAUCUGUUUUUUUUCUUCUAUUGUAUUAGAUUUGUUGUUUACAUGAUUAUUAUUUACAAGAUUGUUUAACAUGUAUUGUUGUUAUUCUGCAUUAUUGUAAUGCCAUGAUUUGUUCAUUCAUUUGACAUUGGUCCAACUUGUUUACCAGUUGCAGUGCUACAAAAGUACCAUCGAGGGACAGUGUUGUAUUUUAAACUGCAAAUUUACUUUCUCAGUGCCAUAGUUAAAUUGGUACGGAUUAAAGGAACAAUGCAUCUGUGGCCAUCAUUUUACUCUAACAUACUGACUUGUAUCUAAUCUAUGGAUGGAUUACUUUGUAUUGACACAACCAUGUUUCAGAAUGAUCAUCAGUAACUUAGAUGGAAAAGCAAAGUGAGCUCAGCUUUUAAGCAUUAAAGCUCAUUCACUGCCAUUGACGGCUGUUGAAUUCAAAUAUCCAUGUCAACAUUGAGGACUAGCAGUGAAUUAAAAAUGAAUACCAAGUUGAAAAUUAAGUUUUCAGAAGAGUCAAAUUUUAAAAAGGUUUACUGAUUGUUCCUGCAAUUGACUAAUUGGUGAAAAGAAAU
Phycodurus eques (leafy seadragon) is the source of this 6342-nucleotide messenger RNA. RefSeq names its product phospholipid-transporting ATPase ID-like. Gene Ontology annotation, cellular component: plasma membrane. Gene Ontology annotation, molecular function: magnesium ion binding; ATPase-coupled intramembrane lipid carrier activity; ATP binding. Gene Ontology annotation, biological process: Golgi organization; phospholipid translocation. The transcript is spliced from 29 exons. Lineage: Eukaryota; Metazoa; Chordata; Actinopteri; Syngnathiformes; Syngnathidae. Bases 773 to 4549 code for a protein of 1258 amino acids. The record is from RefSeq and is a predicted model, not a curated record.